Messenger RNA from Bombina bombina (fire-bellied toad), 5043 nucleotides. RefSeq names its product regulator of G protein signaling 3 (gene RGS3). Gene Ontology annotation, biological process: signal transduction. The record is from RefSeq and is a predicted model, not a curated record. The transcript has 22 exons. Lineage: Eukaryota; Metazoa; Chordata; Amphibia; Anura; Bombinatoridae. The coding region runs from base 56 to 2839 and encodes 927 amino acids. Gene Ontology annotation, molecular function: protein binding. Gene Ontology annotation, cellular component: nucleus; plasma membrane.
AGGGCAGUUGAAGCUGUCCAUCCAGGCUAAGGACAAUGCUAUAACCGUACAUGUUAUGGAAGCCAAAGGAUUAAUGGGAAGAGAUUUUCGGACCUGUGACUCGUAUGUAAAGGUAUCACUGGUCCCAGACAUAGAAAGAAAGAGCAGACAGAAAACUAAAACAGUUGAAGACAAUAAGCAUCCUGUGUUUCACCAGCACUUUAUUUUUCCCUUGGAGAGGAGCGACCAUGAAAAGCGUAUCCUGGUCACGGUGUGGAACAGAGACAGACUUUCCAGGCAAAGCCAUCUCAUUGGCUGCAUGAGUUUUGGAAUGAGAUCCCUGCUUGCUGCUAACAAGGAAUUGUGUGGCUGGUAUUAUUUACUUGGUGAAGAUCUUGGAAGGACUAAACAUCUUAAAGUAGCGACAAGAAGACUGAGAAGGAACCCAGAAACUGCUGUAGAGAACCGAGCUGAAGUCUUUCGUUACAGAGGAAAUGAGCAAAAGACGUAUUUGUUUAUGAUUCCUCGAGGGAGUGACGGUUUUGGCUUUACAAUCUGCUGUGACUCCCCUGUGCGUGUCCAGUCAGUGGAUCCAGGAGGACCCGCGCACAGUGCCGGCUUGCAGCAGCUGGACACCAUACUGCAACUGAAUGGACAGGCCGUGGAGCACUGGAAAUGUGUGGAACUGGCGCAUGAGAUCAGGAAGUGCCAUGGAGAGAUUACACUUCUGGUAUGGCGAAUUGUCCCACAAAUAAAACCUGGGUUGGAGAGUAUGGUCCGAAGGUCAUCUUGUAAGUCCUCCUCCGAUCUCCAGUCCCAGCCUGCAAAGCGAGAGAAAACAACAAGCCGGUCUGUCCGAGCUGUGCAGCGGCAGAGCUGUCAUGUGAUGUACGAUGAAUCAGGGAGGCUGCUUCUGAACAACUGGGAGACGAAAAGUGAAGCAAAAAAAGGCCAGAAUACCCUUCCUUCAUUAUCACGCGCGUCCUCCACCACAGACGCCAACUACAUCAUCCUCGCACCUCUUAAUCCUGGAACACAGGUUUUGCGACCAGUUUAUCAGGAAAGUGAUGUAACAUCCGGAAAUGGAAGCAGAAGUAAAGCGAACAGUGACUUGGGAAGAAAAUCUACUUUGAUUAAAACGGUUCAGACUAUGCCCAGCUACGGGAAUUACCAGAACUGCACUAUCGUGAGGCCUCGCGUCCCGCAUUCCAGUUACGGCACAUACGUCACGCUUGCCCCCAAAGUUCUAGUCUUCCCCGUCUUUGUACAGCCUCUAGACCUGUGCAGCCCUGAUAGAACUCUGCUGUUAUCUGAAGAGUUAUUUCUACAGGAGAGCCGCAGCAAAACUAUCCAGGUGACGCUCUUUGUAUAUUCUGACGUUCUGCUCCUAACCAAGGAAGAUGAGCCAGGCCGCUGCAAUGUGCUGAGGAAUCCGCUCUAUCUAGAAAACGUCAGAUUACAAGAAGGUUCUUCAGAAGAUCUUAAAUUCUGCAUAAUCUAUUUAGCAGAGAAGUCGGAGUGCUUAUUGAGUUUAGAAUCCUACACUAAGGAUCAGAAGAAAAGGAUCUGCUUGUGUCUAGAGGAGAAUAUUCUCAAACAGCAGCAGCCGGCCACGCCUUCCACAGACUCACAGAUGCAAGAUCCAGAAGGUGAGCGUAAAAUGGAGAUGCCUUCUGUUGAGGAAAAUACAUUGGCCAAGGAGACAUGUACUGCAUCUCAGGAGAAUGUUACAUUAGACUCCCAAAACCAUAUAAGUGGACAGGAAGUAAAUAACGGAUCACUAACACAAGCUCUACAAGGAGCAAGCCGCCCAACCUUCAUUAUUCCAGAAGUACGGUUAGAAAGAAGCUUUAGUGCAGAGGAACUAGGAUCAACACAACUUAUGGGUUCUGAUGAGGAGGAAGAGGAGGAUGAUGAUGAUGAGGAAGAUGAUGACGACGACGAUGAUGAGGAUUAUGAGGAUGACAGCGAUGAUAAUUAUUUGGACCGAAAUGACCCUAAGCGAUCUAGCAUGAUAGAAACAUCUGGAUGUGAAAAGCAAUACACCUUAACCGUUCAAAACUCUCUCCGUCGGAGGACGCACAGUGAAGGGAGCCUUCUCCAGGAACCCAAAACCCAGAACUGCUUUACGUCUGACAACGCCUUGAAUUGCACGGAGAAUGAAAACACGAAGACCACUUGGUCUCUUCCAUCUCCAAUGACCAUCAAGAAAGAGCUUGCCAAGAAUGGUGGGUCUAUGCACCAGCUCUACAUGCUAUUCUCGGGGAACAAAAAACAAAGUGGCUCUGAUGUGGACGGUGACGAUGGCGAUGAAGUGGCAAAAAAGAAAAGGAGCAAAAACCUGGCGAAAGAUAUGAAGAAUCGUCUGGGCAUUUUCCGAAAGAGGAACGAGUCCCCUGGAAGGAACCAAGCUAGCAAGCUGGAUAAGGUGCUGAAGUCAGUCAGACCACCUGCAGAAGAUGCUAUGAAAUGGGGAGAAUCGUUUGAGAAGCUUCUCAUUCACAAAUAUGGGGUAGCAGCCUUUAGAGCCUUCCUACGCACAGAGUUCAGUGAGGAAAACCUAGACUUUUGGCUUGCCUGCGAGGACUACAAAAAGGUCAAAUCUCAGUCCAAGAUGACAUCAAAGGCCAAGAAAAUAUUCUCAGAAUACAUUGCCAUACAGUCGUGUAAAGAGGUGAAUCUGGAUUCAUACACACGGGAGCACACCAAAGAAAACUUGCAGAACAUAAACCGCACUUGCUUUGACCUUGCACAGAAACGGAUAUUCGGACUCAUGGAGAAAGAUUCCUACCCCAGAUUCCUCCGAUCUGAACUCUACUUAGACUUAAUAAAUCAGAAGAAAGCCAAUUCCAUAUUAUAGACUGUGCAAUUACUAUUAUUCUUUUUAUUUUGCUUAGAGAAACUGAGCUCAAAGUCGUCAUCUCUUUAACAGAAUGUUUGUCUUCAUAAUGUGGACAAACCUGCAGAAGAGACGGAAGUUAAUAGACUAGAUGAAAGGCUUCUCAGUCAUCCCGAAUAAUCAAGACCUGGGCAUAUCUGGAAUAACCAUCCCUAUGUUGUGACCCAAGCUGCCAAUAAGCUAUUCUUCUAUGAUUUUGGCAGAGAAGUAGGCUGCUUGCUAUACUACAAACGUAGGUAUAUCAGCAUCCGUUAGAGCGAGAUGCGUGACCACAGUGAAUGGAGACUCCUCAAACGAGUGUAGUCAACAGGCGCAAGAUUUUAUACGUUACUGUUUGUUUUAAAUAUGGCAGACCAGUAACUGGUUUGUUGUUGUAACAUAGAUGACUGACCCUGAAAUAUUCAGUCACUGGGAAAAAUAUUACUCACAAAAUGACAUAUAUUCUUCGUUUGCCAGUUUAUCCAAUGAGAUGCUUUAUUGAGGAAGGUGACAUUAAACAAGCAAAACCAACGUCAUCUGUGGAAGUCAAAUAUGGGACACAAUUACUUCUUGCACUGGUUUUAAAAAUAUAUAUAUAAUAAUUUUGUUCCGUACAUUGCUUAGGGAAUCCACUAUCUUCAGGUGCUCUGAUAUAAUGAAGCUACCGCACAUGCCCAGUGGCUCUGCUGUGCACUUUUCUCUACCGUAUGGCACAGUAGUGCUAAUAUAUAUAUAUAUAUAUAUAUAUAAUUUCCUAGGCAAAGCACAUUGGGAUUGCAAUUAGUGUAGUAUGGCAUAUUACUGGCUGUAUUACCCCAAGCCUAUACAUAGGCAGGAGUUGCAAUGGAUAUGUUUUCUUUGUGUUAUGCAAACAAACAAUAUGCAUUUUUUUAUUCAGUGCAAAUUGCUCCGAAUUCAGGACUGGGAGUGAUGCAUGAAACUUUUAUUUCACUUGUAUACUACUUUUAUUGCAAACGAUGAAGAGUAUGAAAGCAUUUCCAAUAUCUCUUGCAGCCUAUUCUCUCUCUCACUGGGCAGAACAUUGUCAGUCAACCUGAAUGGGCAGGAAGGUGUCAGUCAAUCAACCGUUGCAUACAGAACCAGAAAAAAAUGUAGUCAUUCUAUAUCUGCCUUAUUACAUUAUGCACAGAAAGGUAUCUGUAUAAUACCUGUACUAGACGUUUCAAUGUCAUACUGUCCUUUCUGGAGCUUUCCAAUCAUCCUAUGAAUACACCUUAUUUUAGAACAGAUGAAAACAAUUACAAUUUAAUGAUACAUCAAGGUCAGAGAGCCCAUUUUUAUCUACAACUGCAGGUCUUCAGAAAAUAAUAAACCUUGUUUUUUAUAGUCAUGGGAAAUAUAUACAUACAUAUUCAAACACUUACAUAUACACAGCUGGAAAUUUCCACUAGUCAUACACAAUUAAGAAAUUAUAAUUUUCCUGUAUUUAAAACAGUGGGCUAGUAACUUUCUUUUGAUUGACUAGCAAACUAUGGUAAUUAUGUAUUUUUUUCACACACAUAUACUAUAUAUAUAUAUAUAUAUAUAUAUAUAUAUAUAUAUAGUAUUACAGCAUGAAUUAGGAAUGCAAAUAUAAUGGGUUAAUAUCCCCAAAAGCAUUAUGGGCCACAACUUAAAUUUUACCCCAUAGUUUGGCACUUUUCUUUUGUCUAUAUGAAAGUAGUUCAAUAUUUUGCAGAUACUCUGAACAUUUUUCCAGCUUAAUUUAUUUUCUUACUGUAGCCAAAUGCUUGACGCAUUUUGUACCUUGCAAUACUUUGUCCUUGUUUGCAGGUGCAAUAUUUAAUAGCAUGUUCAAGUUGUUGUUUUAUUUUUUGUUUAUCUUUAGGAGAAAAAAAUCCUAAAUCAGGCUUCAUAUAAGUUUGUACAUAUUUUUUCUAAGUUUGAGAUGAUUUACAAAAUAAUGUGGAUUCUCUGGCAGCAGGCAGCUGGGGAAUCUUUGCGUGUAUAUAUUGUUUAUUAAAUGGACCUUUUGUUACAGCGAACAUGAAUCUGUAGCUUUAUGAAUCAAAAUUGCUUAUUUCCUUUCAGGACACAAACUGCUUUGAGUAGUUUGGUAAAUCAUGUAUAACAACUGUUUACAAAACAAAAUAUCUUUUAACCAAGCAAAAAAAUACAACCCGAUGUCAUGACAAUGGUUAAAUAAACUAUUUAAUUUUUAUUUA